UAAAAAGCAACAACGUCACUUUUACUGCAAGGAUUUUCCAUUUCCAUUUGCAUUCCAUUUGUGAAACAUCAUAGAUUUUAACUUUAAAUAUAGUGUACAAAAUAAUUUCCAUAUCAAAAGUGAAGUGUUACUUACAGAGGAGAUAUCGCAAAGUUCACCUAACAUACGAAUGAAAUGCAUUUACACUGACAUAAGGUAAGCAAGCGCUCUUUGUUGUGUCGGAAUUUCUAGAGUGACCACGAUAAAGGCUGAGGAGUAUAGUGGCAGUCGAACCAUCUGCACCACUAUCAGCAACGCGAUGAGCUACUAUGCGCACAGUGGCGAUCUAGUAAAUCUAAAUGUUGGAGGACAGCGAUUUUCUACUUCACGCCAAACGCUGACGUGGAUACCUGAUACAUUUUUUACGGCACUGUUGAGUGGGCGAAUUUCCAGCUUACGCGAUGAAACUGGCGCUAUAUUCAUUGACCGAGACCCCACUUUGUUCUCAAUCAUUCUCAACUAUUUACGAACCAAGGAUAUCGAUAUCAAAAACUGUGAAAUACGCGCACUGCGGCACGAAUCUGAGUAUUAUGGUAUCACGCCGCUUAUCAAGCGUCUAGCACUGUGCGAAGACUUAAACCAUUCAUCAUGUGGUGAUGUGCUCUUUUAUGGAUAUUUACCACCGCCGUUGAUGCCUCACAAUGAUGCACUUAAUGCAACAGUUGUUUCGUCAGGCACUGCUGCCCCAGAAGAUCGUCCAUCUGCUGGCGCCGAUUUGCCCUCUUAUAGAACAUCCAAUAGUAGUGGUAUAAGUGCUGCGUGUGCAACCAACGCAUACAGUUCCACAGUCCCACAGGAACCUUGUUUGCCUUCGACUUCAUCAGGUUUGGUAUCGGGAUCACCGGCAAAUGCGCGUCCUGGAUCGAUGGUUCGCGUGCCCGAAACUGCUUCUGCAUCCAGCAGACACUCAUCCUCACAUUCGCGAAACUCUUCAUGGGAUUUGAGGUGCGGUCGCACAAACAACAAUGUUGGUGGUGAAAUACGUAAUUGGACUAAUGCCGGGUCCUCGUCGACACAUUCACGCACCGCUUCACUCGAUUUCAUGCGGCAUUCGCGUAAUUCAUCAGCCGAUCUGAAUAAGCUUAUACGAAACGAUGUAGGAUUGGUAUUUAGUCCCACAUUGAACUCCAACUGGGUCGAUCCAAUGCGUGUUCAGAUAAUUAAGGCGCACCAGAAUUGGAUUGCGGUGGCUUAUGCCCAUUUUGUGACUUGCUAUCGCGUGAAGGACUCAAGUGGUUGGCAACUAGUGUUUACGUCGCCCCAUAUAGAUUCAACUAUUGAACGAAUGGCGAUUAAUUCAAAAGUGAACACUUCUACGGCCGAACCAACUCCUAGCAAAAUGGUGGCAAUUUCAUACGGCAGCCAAAUACGUUUAUGGAGCAUACACGAGGGAGGGAAUAAGACCGAUAUUGGAACAUUCAAUCUGAAUGUACGAGUAGAAUAUUUGUUUUUUAUUGGCAGCCAAUUAGUGGCGUUGUCUUCGUCUGGAAAAAUAGGUGUGUGGCACGCCAUGACUCAGCACUGGCAGAUUCAAGAUUUGGUACCGGUUCUAUCUUUUGACUCAGCAGGAUCAUUUUUGCUGUUGGGUUGCAAUAACGGCUCAAUUUAUUAUAUAGAUAUGCAAAAGUUUCCUUUGCGCAUGAAGGAUAAUGACUUAUUAGUGACUGAAUUAUAUAAAGACCCGAUAUUGGAUCCCAUUACAGCUAUUUCUGUGUAUCUUACUCCAAAAACUUCAAGCAUAAGUGGAAAUUGGAUAGAGAUAGCUUAUGGCACGAAAUCGGGAGCAGUACGUAUUAUUGUACAACAUCCGGAGACCGCCGGUCACGGACCACAUUUAUUUGAAACAUUUAAUGUACACCAAAGUCCAGUAACCAAGGUUAUACUGCUGGAAGCAUAUCUGGUUUCCGUAUGCAAUGAAUAUCAUCACGUACGCACCUGGUCACUGACCCGCUUUCGUGGCAUGCUUUCUACACAACCGGGCUCCACGCCUGAGGCCUCCUUUAAAAUUGUAUCACUCGAAGCCACUGAUUCACAUUACAGCUAUGCGGCCGGUAACGAUUUUGGACCCUAUGGCUAUUACAACGAAGAUAUUUUUGUGCAAAAAGUAGUGCCUGAAACGGAUCAGCUUUAUGUGCGCUUGGCUUCGAAUGGUGAUCGCGUUUGUAUUAUAAAAUCAGUAGAUGGCUCAACUAUUACUUCAUUCUGCGUAGACGAGUGUGAAGUGUCAUCACGUAUGGGCUCACGUUUCAUUCUGACGGGUCACUGUAAUGGUGCCAUUCAAAUGUGGGAUCUUACAACGGCGUUGGCGUUAUUUUCGAAAGGUGAACCUCAGCAGAAAACAUCCGGCGGACCCGACACACAUGAGCUUCUCCGCCUACUUGACCAAUGUGAGAUCAGCAAUAGCCUCAGCUCAACGCCUUGUAUGUCACCGUGUCUAUCAGUGGUUGGAGGCGUGGCAAAUGCCACAAUAGCACGUAUGAAAUCGAGCAACGUAGCUUUGUUGAAUCAAUUGCACAACACGCAUCAGCAACAAGUUGCUCCACUGCAGCAGCAACCCCAAGCUCAAGUACAGCAAUCAGUUGUCAAUGCAGCAGUGCAACUGUUGCAGCAACAGCAGCCGCAACAACAGCAAUUGCAGCAAUUACAAACGCAACAGCAGCAACAACAACAUCCUCAACAGCAGCAGGGAGCGGCAAGCAAUGGUAGUAACGACGAAUGAAAUGCGGAAGCGGCGUGUGCAGUAGCAGCGGUAGCUAUUGCUGCUGCUGAGGCGGCGUUGGUCGGGCGCGUUUCAUCGUUUCUCACAUUUAGCUUAGAGUUAGAGUACAUUGUCGAAAUGCUGCAAAUACUGCUCUGCUCGAUUAUAUAUAUUUUCAUAUUACGGUAUACGGCGGCAACUACGGUGCGACGUCCUUAAACAUACCAUGUCUUGCCCCGUGUCUGGGGAAGAGGGUGGAGAAUGUAGGUAAAGGGACAACCCCUUCUUCAUUUUUGUUGUCUAGAUGUUAUUUAUCGAGUUUUUAUGUCUCAUGGUUUUUAUACAUAUAUUUCCUUAGUUUUCUCUAAGUGAUUUUAAAUGCGCUUCGCGACAAAUCAUUCGUACAAUAUUUACUUAUACAAUCACUACAUACAUGUUUGAGAUUUAUUGCGCACAGAUUUGCCCGAAAUAUAUCGAAAUAUACACAUAAAAA
Messenger RNA from Anastrepha obliqua, 3230 nucleotides. Its product is annotated as SH3KBP1-binding protein 1. Gene Ontology annotation, biological process: protein homooligomerization. The record is from RefSeq and is a predicted model, not a curated record. Bases 299 to 2758 code for a protein of 819 amino acids. NCBI's taxonomy places the organism in Eukaryota, Metazoa, Arthropoda, Insecta, Diptera, Tephritidae. The transcript has 5 exons. Gene Ontology annotation, molecular function: protein binding.